AGUAAGAUAUAAGGAGAAGUAUCCAAUCUAAGAGUUAUGGGAACUGUAAAAAACAUAUCCCCAUACAGAUCACAUACAUCAAUCUUGUAGUCUCAUAGAGAUCACAAAUUUGGACUUAAACCAAAUCCCUAUGGUGGUGGUGGUGGUGGUGUACUAGUAACUAGCAUAUUACAAGUCCAUGGCCUUGACUUGGGUUCUAUGCUUGCUGUUUUUAAGGGAGAGGAGCUUUGCUUCAAACUUCAACCCUUCACUAACUCUUAAGUCCUCGUCAUCAUCGUGAUUUUCGCAGAAACGGAUUACGGUCAUCCAUAAACGUCGCCCAGAUCUUUAGGAAGCAAUGGAUGAAAAGCAUGAUUCCGACAAGAGCAGUGAUGAUUUCAUGUUGCCGGGCUUCCGGUUUCAUCCCACAGAUGAAGAGCUUGUGGAGUUUUACCUCAAGCGAAAGCUGCAGCAGAGGGCUCUUCCUAUUGAGCUGAUUAAGCAAGUGGACAUUUACAAAUAUGAUCCAUGGGACCUUCCAAAGCUAGCUUCUACUGGAGAGAAAGAAUGGUACUUCUACUGUCCAAGGGAUCGUAAAUACAGGAACAGCACGCGACCAAACCGUGUGACAGGAUCUGGAUUCUGGAAAGCCACAGGAACCGAUAGGCCUAUAUACUCUUCAGAUGGAACUAAAUGCAUUGGUUUGAAGAAGUCCCUGGUUUUCUAUAGAGGCAGAGCUGCCAAAGGCAUGAAAACAGACUGGAUGAUGCAUGAAUUUCGACUUCCUUCCACGACAGAUGGUGCUCCACCACCACCGCCUCCGCCCAAAAAAUUCUUGGACAAGAACCUUCCGCCAACUGAUUCCUGGGCUAUUUGCAGGAUUUUCAAGAAGAAUAAUUCCACGGCACAAAGGGCUCUUUCUCACUCUUGGGCAGCUUCAUUGUCGGAAACAGCAUCUCCUGAUACUAAUUUCACAUACAACUACAGCGGACAUCCCACUCAGUUCAACUCAGAGAACAUCUCAUCAACCACUGAAAACGAGUUUCAACCGGUCAAUUUCGCUGAUCUUAACAUCCCAUCAUUCAAAACUAUCACUGGCAAACCAGCUAUCUUUCCAUCUCCCAACGGAGACUACUUCCCUGGAAACCUCAUUUUCUCAUCUUCUGAGGAAGUUUCAGGCACAAGCAACAAGAGUACAGUUGAUCUAACUUCCAUGCUUUUCAAUCUAUCCCCUGCAUUAGGCAGUGAAGCCUGCAAGACAUCUGAGUCCAUCGACUUUGAAGGGUCAAAACAGCAGUUCAACGGCUACUCAGUCAACUCCUCACAAGUGAUGCAAGCAAGCAUAAAUCCGGAAGAUGAGCAAGAAGGCUUUAGAAAGAACCAAAGCAUAACAAAUACGCAUAACCAGUGGGGAAAUCUUCGUACGAUGGGGUUUCCGUUCAGCUUGCCAUCAUCUGUACCAGAUUCAUGGAAGCCUACUCUGCCGUGGGAUUCACCCCCCUGUCCUAGUGAAAUAUCAUCAACUAAUUACUCUACAAACAAGUGUUAUACAUAGCUGAUCAUAGUUCAUGUUGUCAAGAUGUAAUGGUCUCCUUUCUUGCUCUGCUUAGCAAGCAGAGCUUGUAUAAAAUCUAUUUUUGCAUUCACUGUCAGUGUACAGCUCUCCACUAGUGUGAUAUUGGCCUAAGAAU
This is a messenger RNA of Sesamum indicum (sesame), 1670 nucleotides long. RefSeq lists its product as uncharacterized. Gene Ontology annotation, biological process: regulation of DNA-templated transcription. NCBI's taxonomy places the organism in Eukaryota, Viridiplantae, Streptophyta, Magnoliopsida, Lamiales, Pedaliaceae. Gene Ontology annotation, molecular function: DNA binding. The record is from RefSeq and is a predicted model, not a curated record.